This is a messenger RNA of Cinara cedri, 150 nucleotides long. The record is from the annotation of a GenBank genome assembly. NCBI's taxonomy places the organism in Eukaryota, Metazoa, Arthropoda, Insecta, Hemiptera, Aphididae.
AUGGAUACAGAUGAAAUUUGUAUGAAAAUGUCUGAUAUGCAACAAAUUAUUGCUCUAUCUGCAGCCAGCAUUGUAAACAAAAUUCAGCAGUUUCAUAGCAUGUUUGUGUCACAAGCAGAAAAUCAUAUGUUGAACAACUACUUAAAAUGA